Molecule: messenger RNA, 2622 nt
Organism: Papilio machaon (common yellow swallowtail)
Lineage: Eukaryota; Metazoa; Arthropoda; Insecta; Lepidoptera; Papilionidae
Gene: Galphas
Product: guanine nucleotide-binding protein G(s) subunit alpha
Exons: 10
Coding region: 973-2115 (380 amino acids)
Biological process (GO): adenylate cyclase-activating dopamine receptor signaling pathway; sensory perception of chemical stimulus
Cellular component (GO): heterotrimeric G-protein complex
Molecular function (GO): GTP binding; G-protein beta/gamma-subunit complex binding; GTPase activity
Source: RefSeq, a predicted model, not a curated record
AAAGAUGUUUUCUCGUCUUAAUUAAAGAAUUACUUAUCUUUCAUUAAUAUUCGGACGGCAAUGAUUACAUCAGGUUAAAACAAUCUCGAUUUCAGUUGACCACGCCCCUUUAUCUCGAUUUACUGAACUUGCCACUAUAAAACACCUUUCUGUAAUAUCACAGCAGGCGACAUGUUGAUUUUUUUCUGUAGGUUCUGUGAAGCCGAUACGGAUCGCUGUCAUUGCUACAAAAAUGUCUUUGUAGUUAUCAGGGUGUAGGUCAUUUAAUUGUAGUCUUACUAACUAAUACGUGCUAAUUUUCGUAUGUUAAACGUUUAAUAAAGAGAAAGAAGAGGAUCUGCUCCACCCAAAUCGAGGGUGUGUAUGAAGUGAUGUUUGACCGAUAUAGAUUUGUAUCAAAAUAAUCUCAAGUUAUUUAUAAAUAUUAUUUUCUUAACUUUUACUUAUGUUCAAAUGUUAAAAGUAACGUCUGGUCUAUAAUUAACCUGUGAAAGUUUAUAAAUAUUACAAUAUUCCAUGGUGGACUUGUGAGAUUAGUCGGGUCAUUAUUUUUGAAGGUUGCCAUUUUUAUGCUGAAUAUAUCCGUGUGUGAUGAUUUUGGGCGUGAUCGCACCACUCGGAGGUGAUUUUUACAUGGCACGCUAGAGAUUCUCGUUUGCCGAGUGACGAGUGUCAGUGAUAUCGAAUACUUCGUACAUUGCAAAAAGUGGUAAGAGAAUCGGCAGUGCGUUAAAGUGUAGUGGUGGUUUCAGGUAGAGAUGCAAAUUGUGGUGUCGUUAAGUUGGAGAUAAUAUCAGUGCGGUUGCGAUUGUGCGAACAGUGAGGGAGGAUGCGGGGUCAGUGAGGAAGCAGCGCGGCACCACGGCUUCCUCAGUGGCGGGUGGCGCGCGGGGAGCCGAGUCUCCUUCGCAGGCCAACCAAGACACCGUGGACAACGCCACACCCACCUGCUGGUGGGCGGCGUGGUCGGCGAUGGGGUGUUUCGGCUCUCCGGGCGGCAAGAGCAGCGAGGGCGAUGACCUCAAGUCUCAGAAGCGGCGCAGCGAUGCCAUCACCCGACAGCUUCAGAAGGAUAAACAGCUGUACCGGGCGACACAUCGUUUGCUGUUGUUGGGCGCUGGCGAGUCGGGCAAGUCUACCAUCGUGAAGCAGAUGCGCAUCCUGCACGUCAACGGCUUCUCCGACAAGGAGCGCCGCGAGAAGAUUGAGGACAUCAAGAAGAAUAUACGAGAUGCUAUCCUUACAAUUACGGGUGCAAUGAGCACAUUGACGCCGCCCAUACCUCUCGAGAAGCCGGAGAAUAAGGCGCGCGUCGACUACAUUCAGGACGUGGCUUCGCAACCCGACUUUGACUACCCGGCGGAGUUCUACGAGCACACGGAGCAGUUGUGGAAGGACCAGGGCGUGCAGCGUACAUACGAGCGCAGCAAUGAGUACCAGCUUAUAGACUGCGCUAAGUAUUUCCUAGACCAGGUGCAUAUAAUAAAGCAGCCGGACUACACGCCUACGGAGCAGGACAUCCUGCGCUGUCGCGUGCUCACAUCGGGCAUAUUUGAGACUCAAUUCGUGGUCGAUAAAGUCAACUUUCAUAUGUUCGACGUGGGCGGGCAGCGGGACGAGCGCCGUAAAUGGAUCCAGUGCUUCAAUGAUGUGACAGCCAUUAUCUUCGUGACGGCCUGCUCCUCCUACAACAUGGUGCUGCGUGAGGAUCCCACACAGAAUCGGCUGCGGGAAUCCCUCGAUCUAUUCAAAAGCAUAUGGAAUAACAGAUGGCUGCGCACGAUAUCAGUGAUCCUGUUCCUGAACAAGCAGGAUCUCCUGGCGGAGAAGGUGCUGGCGGGCAAGUCUCGGCUGGAGGAUUACUUUGCUGAGUUUGCGCGCUAUCAGACACCACCAGAUGCCACUCCCGAUGCCCGCGACCAUCCGGAGGUUGCGCGCGCCAAGUACUUCAUACGCGACGAGUUCCUUCGCAUCAGUACAGCUAGUGGUGAGGGAAAGCACUACUGCUACCCUCACUUCACGUGCGCUGUAGACACGGAGAACAUAAAGCGUGUAUUCAACGACUGUCGCGACAUCAUACAGCGUAUGCAUCUGCGUCAGUACGAGCUGCUCUAACAAUGCAACGCCCUCGCCCUUAAACAACGAGAACGUAAAGAGCAAUGCAAAGGCAUGUACUGCCGGCUCUUGGCCCGGCUGCCUCUCCACCGGAUGACACCAAUGUGGCACAACAAUAUUUACACUCUAUAUUAUUAUUGUAAACGUCGCUACUUUAUGUAGUGUUUAAUUUCAACAAUUUAUCUGUCAAGUGGCGGAAAUUGGAACUAAAUUUACUAGCGACAGUGGCGCCGCCAUUUGCAGAUAAUUUGAUCGAUAUAUGCAAUCUCUUGCGCUAGCUCUAUGACACUCUUGUGUCGUUCGCAUGGUGUUUCCGAACGGUCAUUCGCAACCAUAGACAGACACGGAGUUUUUUUUCUUAUUUGUCUUAUUAAAAUUGUUUAUGGAUUCUGAUUAUUUUGAAUAUGUUGGCUAAUAGUUCAAGUAAGGUCAUAAAAUGUAUAAAAAAAAAUAUAUAUUUGAAUCUAUUUCAUCGCUGUUUUAGUUAUUUGCAGGCAAGUCAGAUAU